AUGGCUUCAACGCAGACGAUCAAGAAGCCAAAGGGCAAGAUUGUAAGCAACUUUGCUGUUCCACCGAGGAGGCUCGCUCCAGACAACGCAACGCAGGACAACUGGGGUCGUUUAUCCGCUGCAAUCAAGGAGAUCCAGAACGAGAGAGCGUAUAAGCUCUCGUUUGAAGAAAACUAUCGAUAUGCAUACAACCUCGUACUCUACCGGCAGGGUGACUUUCUGUACAAGAAUGUGAAGCUCAUGAUAUCUGAGCAUCUGGCUGCCAUGACAGAGGAGUAUAUUAUUCCAGCGUUCGCAACCGGCAAUCGCGAUGACCCCGUGACGCGUGGUCAGGAAGGCGAGGUGCUCAUGAAGGGCGUACGAAAGGACAGAGUACAUACCGUCAACGCAGAGGUCCCAACUAUCACCGUCGCUGGAUUGGCAAUCUUCAGAGACGAGGUCUUGCACCGAUCAUCUGCACCCGUACAGGACCAAAUCGUCACCGCAGUCCUCGGUCAGAUCCAAGUCGAAAGAGACGGCUACAGCAUCAACCAAACAGCCGUAAAAGAAUGUGUCGAAAUCUAUCUCGAAUUGGCCGACAAUUCAGGCAAGAAGAUUUACCAUACGGAUAUUGAGCCGGUGUUUCUAGCAGAGACACGAAAGUUCUACGUCCAGGAGGCGCAAAGGCUGCUUGACAGCUGUGAUGCUGCAGAAUAUUUGCGUCGAGUCGAACAACGCCUAGACAGCGAAGAAGCUAGGGCGUACCAUUACCUUUCUUCCUCGACCUCAGGUGCAGUACGGACGAUUGUAGAAGGAAAUCUCCUUGGUCCUCUACUAGAGACUAUCAUUACCAUGGAGUCGGGUCUGAACGCCAUGAUUGACGGGAACAGAAUGGAGGAUCUCAACCGGAUGUACAAGCUAUUCUUCAAUGUUUCAUCUGCCACGGGUGGACCGCAGGCGUUACGGAAGGCGCUCAGAGAGUCUAUACUUUCCAGGGGAAAGGCCAUCAACGAAGCCAAUGACCCCACCAACGUUACGGCUGCAGUUGCUGGUUCAGAUGACGAAAAAGAGGCCAAAGGGAAACAAAAGGCGGGCGGAGCUACCCAAGUCCUCAACGUCGCACUCAAAUGGGUCCAAGACACGUUGGAUCUCAAGGACAAGUUUGACCUCAUCCUGAAACAAGCCUUUGAGGGGGAUAGGGUAUGUGAGGCGACAAUCACAGAGGCGUUUGGCUCGUUUGUCAACCAAAACCCACGGGCUCCCGAAUUCAUAUCUCUUUUCAUUGAUGAGAACCUCAAAAAGGGUCUCAAAGGGGCACGUUUUAAAACCGACGACGAGGUUGACGCCGUCCUUGACAAGACUAUCACCGUCUUCCGUUUCAUCACCGAGAAAGACGCCUUUGAAAGAUACUACAAGGCACAUUUGGCAAAACGGCUAUUGCUCAACCGUUCGGUGUCAGACGACGCGGAGCGCGGGAUGCUAGCAAAACUAAAGGUAGAAUGCGGUUAUCAGUUUACCAAGAAGAUGGAAGGCAUGUUCAACGAUAUGAAACUUUCCUCGGACAUUACCUCUGCAUACAAGGACUAUCUUUCUGGGACAACGGCCCCUUCUGUUGAGAUCAAUGUGAUUGUCAUGACAUCCACCUUUUGGCCUACAACAAACUCUGGGGCAACAUGUACAUUCCCGCCGGUCCUACUCCAAGCAUGUGGAUCGUUUGAGCGAUUCUAUAAUUCUCGCCAUUCCGGUCGGCGGCUGACUUGGCAGCCAGCGCUUGGCAACGCCGACGUGAGGGUCGCUUUCAAUGCAAGAAAGCAUGACCUCAAUGUGGCGACGUUUGCGUUGGACAUUAAGAAUUCCUCUGGAAUCCCUGAUACCGACCUCCAGAGGCACCUUCAGUCGCUUGCUUGCGCCAAGUACAAGAUAUUGAAAAAGCAUCCACCCUCGAGGGAGGUCUCGACCUCGGACUCGUUUUCCUUCAACAGCGGCUUCACGUCACCACUACUGAGGAUCAAAAUCGCGACCCUGGCAUCCAAAGUUGAGUCGAACGAGGAACGAAAGGAGACGCAGGAUCGCAUCGAAGAAGAGCGGAAGCAACAGGCAGACGCAUGUAUCGUGCGAGUAAUGAAGGACCGCAAGGUACUGGGACACAACGAACUUGUCAACGAGGUCACAAGGCAGCUGGCCCGACGGUUCAAUCCCAACCCUGCAAUGAUCAAGCGACGAAUAGAGGCACUGAUAGAGCGAGAGUACCUGGAGCGGCGAGAGGACCGAAAGUCUUACAAUUACUUGCCACGUGCCGUUAGGCGAAACUCUGGUCCAGGCAAUGGGCUUGAGCACCGUGGGUUUGACGACUGGUGGGACGCAUGGGCUAGCAUGUUGAGUGCGCAGUUCAACCAGGUAAACCAUAGUAAUAACGGCAACAAUGGAAAUAAUGGCAACAACGGCAACAACGGAAACAACGGAAACAACGGAAACAAUGGAAACAAUGGAAACAACGGAAAUAACGGAAACACACCACCUCGCACAACUUCGACGGUACAGUUUCCUACACCAAAUUUCCCAGUUUACACCCCACCACCUGUACCAAGCCAGACCAACGUCCCAACACCUACCUCGACGACUGUCCGUCCUCAAAAUGGGAAUAAUAGUGCAACAACCCAAUCGGGCGCGACUGGGAAUCAGAGCGAGACGGGUACUGCGGUGCAUUCCACUUCGACCUGGCCGUUGACGAGUCCAAACAAUGUUGGCGAAAAUCCUCAGGGAAAUGUCUCGAGCUUUCCUCCUACUCUGACGGACUCCAAUGGCAAUCCCAUCCCUUCAUACUCUGGUUCUGACCCAAGGGGGACGCUUCCUGUCGCCCCUUCCGGGAAUACUGCAUCACUCAACCAAGCACCGUCAAACAAGGGAUUGAUUGCUGGUCUCGUAAUUGGUCUCAUCCUCCUCGUGGCGCUUUGUGCCCUCUCGGCGUUCUUCCUCAUGAGACGGAGACGAAAGCAAAGGCGUGAGAGGGAGCAAACCCAGACAUCGGAUGACGCCUGGCUCGUCAAACGCGAGGAGAAGGGGCUGCCCGAGGUCUAUGAAGAUGAAAAGCGCAACUCUACCCCAAUCAGCGCCUCCGAACCUGCAAGUGUCAGUAUCCUGGCUCGAGAUUCCAGGGUGUCUCGCUUCUCCAGGGGCUCCAAGACGUCUCGCGGCUCUCGACCCCUCUCCGACCAAUCUUACGGUACCGUAAUGCGGGCCCGCACGCCCGGCGGAAGCUCAGCUAUCCCUGUUCCAUAUAACCCCUCCGAAAUUAGCGACGACGUCUCGGCACACUUUACGUACUUCCCACAAGACGACUCUAUAGGCGUGCCGGUGCCUUACCCCCUCGCUCUUCAUGUUCCCGCUCGGGUUGCCCAAGCCAUGGCCGAGAGGGAUGAGAGAUGGAAGGCUUACGAACAGCAACGAGGCGGCCGCAGACGGAGCAGUCUACUCAGCUCGGAUACGGACGCGACACGACCCGACCUUCCGAGGCGUAGCACACUACAAUCUAUUCCAGACACCAUCGACACGGAUGCAUCGUCGAUUAUGGAACGGGAUACCAACGGCGUUUAUAUGUCACGACAAGGGAAGACACAGUCGUCGAUAUUGGAUUCCAGUCGGUCAAAUAUGGUCAAUGACGGACAUGAUCUGAGCCCCAACGACGUUGCUGCCAGUUCCGGAAUGCCAGCUACUGCCAUCCGACGGCUGCCACCUCUUCCAGUUCCUACAACGCCACCUGUCAUUGAGCAAGAUGAGAAUCCAUUCGCUACCGAACGGGAUGUGCGCAGAUUCUCUGCUUCUGCAGCUGGCCCAUCGAGAUUUAUUGAACGGGAGUUGUCAGACGACGGCACCGAGUCCGAGACGGUGAUCCAACAUGCUAAUGCGGAGGUUACCACCGGAACCGUUACUGGUUUCGCCCGCGCAUCGCCAGCGGCACUCGUAUCGCGUCCAGCCUCCACUGCAUCCAUUACCGGACAGGUCUACCCUGCGCCAGCUGCUUCUACCUCGACUGCACCGGGAACCAUGGGUUUCGCGCCGCGCAACUAUGCCAAUCCUUUUACAGAUGACUAUAUGGCACAACCACGUUCAUCGGUAGUAUCUCGAACUGUUCGAGACUCUACUGUCUCGGAUGCCACUGGACGCUCGUCUGCGUACUCUGCAUAUGCGGGAGUGUUCGAUCACGAGACAGUUGAUGGACAUGGUCAAACCGGAAACGUCACCUACAAAUUCCCACUGCCACCCAAACCCAAGCCUUCGUGA
This is a messenger RNA of Serendipita indica DSM 11827, 4260 nucleotides long. The record is from the annotation of a GenBank genome assembly. Lineage: Eukaryota; Fungi; Basidiomycota; Agaricomycetes; Sebacinales; Serendipitaceae.